AAAUACUCCCUGCCGUCGCCGGCCACUGCCUCCUCCAUCCUCGGGAUCUUGCCCGAUCCAUUCGAGCCACCCGACCAACCUCCUUCUUCCUUGGGAUCCCUCCUGAUCCAGCCACCAUCCACCUUCUCUUAGUUUUCCCCACCGAUCCAACAGCACCUCCCCUCCCCGCCAUCUCUGCCUAACCUCGACCUCGCCGACCGGAGCACCAGGUCAUGCUGCACUUCCCCGUCGCCUCCAUCUCCUUCCUUUCCCUCUCCCUGUUUCCUCUCUCAGCUCUCUCCUUCUCUUAUUCACAGGAACAGGGGACGCCAUGGAUGACACGCGCCCGAGCUCCUUGAGCCCCGCCCGGAGCAGCCAAGCCAAUGGAGUUCCAUUCCCUCCAUGUCCACUCCAUCCCCUGCCUCGCAUGCCUCCUCUCCGCACCCCCCUCGCCAAGGUCUGCCGUCCUUAGCGUGGAGACUGACGCCGCUGCAACCACCAUGGUGCUCGGCCUCGUGCAGCUUCUCCAGGACACUUCCCCGUGCCCAGAUGCUCCACCGCCGCCUUGCUCCGUCCUCUCCGUCCCCGCCACAGAUGAGCAGCGCGCAGCCCCUUUUCCUUCUCCUGUCGUCCUCGUUCUCUCAACUCCCUCUCUCUGCUUUUCUACAGGAAGGUCACUCCUGCAGCCAUGGACGCCACAAGUAGAGGCUUGCCUUGCCGCCCUUGCAACCAUGGCCUCGCCUUCGCUCCUCCAACGACCGGCCUCGUCGUCGCCGGCAACCCCAGUUAACAGCAGCCUCCUUCAAGUUCGCCGCCUCGAGCCCCUGCCUCGACUCCUCGUGCGUGGAUCCUUUCGCCCUCGCUCCGUUCCCGCGGGAUCCGGCCGGAAGGAGCCCCGCCGCGGCGACCACCCUGCUUCCUGUCGCCAUGGCCGUCGGCCUCUAUUUUCCCGCUGUGAGCAACUUCCUCCGUAACCGAAGCUUCGAUCUUUUCCUAGAUCCGUUCUGGCAUGUAGAGGUUAUUUAGAGUUGCCACUAUGUU
Messenger RNA from Triticum aestivum (bread wheat), 1020 nucleotides. RefSeq lists its product as uncharacterized. Lineage: Eukaryota; Viridiplantae; Streptophyta; Magnoliopsida; Poales; Poaceae. The transcript is spliced from 2 exons. The coding region runs from base 363 to 953 and encodes 196 amino acids. The record is from RefSeq and is a predicted model, not a curated record.